This is a messenger RNA of Cylicostephanus goldi, 216 nucleotides long. The record is from the annotation of a GenBank genome assembly. NCBI's taxonomy places the organism in Eukaryota, Metazoa, Nematoda, Chromadorea, Rhabditida, Strongylidae.
AUCUAUGUAAUGGGGAAUCCUUUGAUAAUGGUAUUUGCGCUCACAGCAACACUUGUCUUACCGUAUCUUAAACGCUUCCUUUCUGGCCAUGGGGAGAACAUCAAGGAGAGCGCCAAAAGGAAAGAGGAAAGUAAACUUUACCGAAAAGCAGAAUAUGCGUUGUUUCUGAUGUUCGAAAUCGCAAACCUCAUUAACUUUGUUGUACUCAUCACAUGA